CUGCCCCUGCUAUGCUUUCAGAUUCGUCUGAAAGUGCCCAGAAACUUGAAGGGAGAAGUGCAUAUAACAUGAGCAGUGGUCCAGUUUCUACUUCAUUGUCAGCAUCCAAGGAUAGGAUCUCUUUGGAACAGAAUAGAGCCAAGGGUGCUGCAGGAAAGAAGAAAAAGAGAAGGGAAUUUCAUUUGAAAGCAAAUGCUGCAGGGACAAGUUCUGACCUGUAUAUGGCUUACAAGGGUCCAGAGGAGAAGCCUGAGACAGCUAUUACUCCAGAAAUUGUGGAUAGUACUUCUGAUGUCAAGCAGGUAUCUGCAGAUGCUACUGAGAAGGAUCUUCCAGCAACUGAGGAUGAUGCGCAGAGUAAAGCGGAAAUCGAUGAUUGGGAUUGGGAAGACGUGGUGGAGAUUUCCAGUCCAAAACUGAAAACGUUAGAAAAUGGGGAACAGUUAGAUGGUGCCGGUAAGCAUGACGAUGAAUAUGGAAGUGGAGUUUCACGUAAAAAGAAGUACUCUAAAGAUUUCCUCUUGACGUUUUCAGAGCAAUAUACCGACCUUCCUUUAGGUUUGGAGAUUGGAUCUGAUAUAGUAGAUGCCAUAAUGAGUGGUCCGGUGGCUAAUCCCCAUCUUGUCGAACGUGAAUCAUAUCCAAGUUCUGGAAGGAUUACAGAUAGGCCAAGUGGAGGAUCUCGUCCUGACCACCGUGGUAGCAGUAUUGUGGAUGAUGACAAAUGGAGCAAAGCACCUGGCCCUUUUGCUUCUGGACGUGAUCCACGUCUGGAUGUUGGUCAUGGUGGUGCUGUUAUAAAUUUUCGGCCUGGCCAAUGUGGCAAUCACGGGGAUUUACGGAAUCCACCUGGACAGCCAUCUGGUCAGUAUGGUAGUGGGAUUCUCUCCGGGCCUAUUCAGUCAUUGGCAUCUCCAGGAGGGAUGGCACGGAAUAGUCCUGAUGCUGACAGGUGGCAGCAUGCUCCUGGCAUUCAUAAAGGAAUGGAGGCAGGCGGCUUGAAGAAGCAGAGGUCGAUAGUGUCGCGCCCUCCGAUGGACGUAGUCCUCUCAUCUGAGCUAAGGACGAAGGUGACUUCGAAGAUGAGGAAGACUUCUGAGGCUGAACCUGCUUUAGCUGCAGUCAUAACCUCUACUCCCGUCGCCAGACCUUUUCCUGCUGUGGCCAUGACCUUCUCAACCGAAGUUGUGCCCGUCAUGGCUCCAUCUGAAGCCGUUCCCAUCGCUCCCCCGACCCCUGCCCCUGAAGCACGAGCCCCCGAGGCCCCUGUCGGAGUCGAGCCCAUCACCAUCUCGAAGUCAUCUGCAGAGGAGCAAGCUCCUGAGGUUUCGCCUUCAGGGGUAAGGAGAGAGGUGGUUGGGGAGAUUCCUGGUUCUGUUGUCCCUGUACGAUCUGUAGCUCACUACCCUACCGCUAAUGCUGAGCUCUUAGUCGGCCGAACCGACGCCCUUGUCAGAUAUACUACCACGCUUGAGGCUGCUGCUCAAGCUUCCGUGGUCAGUGGGGUCGGAGGAACUUCUGAGCCCACUUCAGAAACUCUGCCUUCCGGUUAUCACAUGGCUUUGCUGAACCCGUGGGCGGCCAAGCAUGCACCAGAGGCAAAGAUAGCCGCCACCCUCUCCCUACGUCACAUCAACUUCAUGAACGAUUACGCGGCAGUUUGUUACCAGUCGCUACCAAUGAUGGUGGAGGUGAAGGAGAGGUUGAAGGAGAUGGAACGGCUUGAGGCGGAGAGGGCUAAGUUUGUGGUGGAGAAGGCAGAGCAAGAGGCGCGGAUGGCCAAACUCGAGGCACAGAGGGUUAAGCUCAAGAAACUGUUGGAGGCUUCAGCUGCGGAGCGAGAGGAACUGAGAAGGGCAGCUGCCAGGGGUCGAGUGAGGGAGCUAGCGCUCCAGGGCGAGGUUAACCAACUCCAAGCUCGCUUGGACGUGGCCAACCCUGAAGUCAGGCACCUACGGGAGGCAGUUAGGUGUCUAGAGAUCUCUCUCGAGGAUGCAGAAGGUGAUGCCUCACGACUAGAGAAAGACCUCGAGAGGGUGAGGCACAAAGCUACCGAGGGGUUGGCUCAACAGCGGACUGUUCUCGAGGCCGUGGCUGCUGCAAAUCAAGAAAGACUACGAGGUGAACUUGAGGCCCGAGCAGCUUCGCAAGUUACCGUAGCAGUUGCAGCAUAUAAGGAGUCGGCGGAGAGGGCUAGAGAAAUGGACAAGUUAUAUUUCUUUGGCUACAAUACCGGCUUCGACACUUGCCUUGCCGAGGUUAAAAAGUUUUAUCCGACCAUUGACCUCGACGCUCUUGCUGCAGACAAGGCUGAGGAUGCCGAACCAGUCGCGGCAGAUGAUCCUGAGAGUGCUCCUCCUUUCGUCGAGGCCGGCCCUGACACUCAGCCCCCCAGCUCGGUGGCUGGUCCCUCUACUCGGAGGGAAUGAGACUUUUAUUAUACAUAUUUUUUUAUAUUUCAUGGAUAAAAUUUUUUUUUUAUGAAUGAAUGAUCCUUGGGAGGUGGCAUAUUCACAUGUGUUAAUUGUUGUGAUGAUUUUUUGUUGUUAGUAUUUAAGGAUCGACCUUUUGAGAGGUCAACCGCCCCACGAAUUGCGCGCCCCUUAGUA
Messenger RNA from Magnolia sinica, 2609 nucleotides. RefSeq lists its product as uncharacterized. Gene Ontology annotation, cellular component: eukaryotic translation initiation factor 4F complex. The transcript is spliced from 2 exons. The record is from RefSeq and is a predicted model, not a curated record. Gene Ontology annotation, molecular function: translation initiation factor activity; mRNA binding. The coding region runs from base 12 to 2429 and encodes 805 amino acids. Lineage: Eukaryota; Viridiplantae; Streptophyta; Magnoliopsida; Magnoliales; Magnoliaceae.